AUGGCAAGCUUCACUUCGCUGAUUUCAUUUGUUCUACUAUUUCUGCUAUUUGCUGCAACAUUCAAGAAAAGCGUGGAUAGUACAAACUUGGCUGUCCGUUGCAAUGAAGAUGAUAGAAGGUUGCUCUCGAUCUUCAAACAAGGAGUGGUAGAUCCAGAAAACCAACUCUCUUCUUGGACUGUGGAAGAUGAUUGCUGUUCGUGGGUGGGAGUUUACUGUGACAACAUCACAGGAAGGGUUACGGAGCUUAAUCUUUUCGAUUAUAUAUUAGGAGGUGAGAUAAAUCUAUGUCUGCUUCAACUUGAAUUCCUCAACUACUUGGACUUGAGCUACAAUAACUUUGAAACUGUGAGCAUGUCACCAUGCAAUUUCUCCAAAUCUCUUGUUGAUGAACACAAAUUUGACAACCGAUCACUUGCAACUCCUUCUAAUCGGUCAGCAAGUUUUUCUGUAGCUCUAUGGUUUCUUGAUUUUUCUAACAAUGAUGAGUUAGUCAUCAAUGAUCUUCAUUGGCUUUCUGAAUUUUCUUCCUUAAAAUAUCUUGACCUUAGCGGCAAUGAUCUAGGAAAUGAAACCAAAUGGCUCCAUUAUAUGGCCACGCUUCCUUUACUCUCUGAGUUACACUUGAGCGAUUGUGGAUUGAGCAAUUUUCCAUCCUUGAUUAUGUCAAUUUUACAUCACUUGAAGUUCUUGAUCUUUCUUUCAAUGAGAAUAUCAGCUCAGAAUUACAAGAUUCAUUCUUUAACAUCACCACUCACAUCUAUCAUCUUGACCUUGGCUCUUGCAAUUUCCAUGCUGACAUCUAAUAGGCUCAAAGGACCAAUUCCAGAUUGGUUAGGUCAAUUUGAACAGUUGCAAUACUUAGACUUAUCCUACAAUCAGUUGAAUGGCAAUCUUCCAGAAAACCUUGGAGAACUCCACAACUUAAAUCACUUAAACAUUGAGCACAAUUCUUGGUCCCUUGACUUGAGUUCGACAGGUUUCGAAUUUGAUAUUGAUCCUCAAUGGGUCCCACCAUUUCAACUUGAGGCAUUGCAAAUGCGUAACACAAGUAUGGGGCCUAAUGUUCCAAAAUGGUUAUAUACACAGCGGUUUCUAAAAGCUCUAGACAUUUCUAGAUCAGGAAUUUCAAUAAUUGAUGCAGAUGUGUUUUGGGGCUUUGUAGCAGAAAUAGCUUAUGUUGAUUUGUCGUACAACUUGAUUAGCGAAGACAUAUCCAAUAUCACGGUAUUAGCAAAUAUCUCUAAUAUCUUUGAUGCAUCUCACAACUCUUUGUCAGGAUCAAUUUUCUCGUUAUUGUGCCGUCUAGAGAGGAAUCGAGCAAGCAUGUUGAUUUAUUUGGACUUAUCAAAUAAUCAUUUGAGUGGUGAACUCCCUGAUUGCUGGGCCAAUUGGACAAAUUUAACAUACCUUAAUUUGGGGAGUAAUAGGCUAAAUGGUGAAAUUCCUCCGUCAAUGGCUUCGUUAAUGAAACUUCAAACACUCAACUUGAGUGAUAAUAGUUUCUUUGGCGAAUUUUCUUUAGACUUGACAAACUGGAAAGAUUUGGGAGACCUCCUCCUAGAGAAAAAUAAAUUUUCUGGAAAUUUGCCAAAUACAAUGCAACAAAAUUUGAUGGUUAUGAAAUUGAGGACCAAUCAAUUCACAGGCAAUAUUCCAUCACAGAUGUGCAACCUAUCUUCUUUGAGAAUAUUGGAUCUUUCUGAUAAUAACCUUUCUGGAUCUAUACCUCAUUGCCUAAAUAAUAUCAUGCGCUCAAUUCCUGAAAGUCUUGAUCUUAUGGGUGAGUUUCACUUAUUUGCUAAAGGAAGAGAAUUGGUUUACUAUAUGGAUGAGUUCUAUUUAAAAAUGAUUGAUUUUUCCAACAACAAUUUAUCUGGAGAAAUUCCUAAAGAAUUGUUUAAUUUGACUGAAAUGUGGUCCUUGAACUUGUCCCGAAAUCACUUGGUUGGAAAUAUUCCUAAAGAAAUUGGAGGCAUGAAAAGCUUGGAAUCUCUUGAUCUCAGCUAUAAUAGACUUUCUGGAGAAAUUCCUUCAACCAUCUCUAAUUUGUCUUUUCUCAAUUAUUUGAACCUCUCAUACAACAAUUUCGACGGACAAAUUCCAUUGGGAAAUCAAAUUCAAACUUUUGAUGCUUGGAGUUUUGUGGGCAAUCUUGAACUUUGCGGAGAUCCUCUUCCAAAGAAGUGCAACAUGAAAGAAGAAACUCACAAUUCAAAGACUGCUGACGGAAAUAAAGAUGACAACUUUCUAAAGUCAUUGUAUCUUGGGAUGGGGGUUGGAUUUGCAGUGGGCUUCUGGGGAAUUUGUGGUUCUCUCUUCCUCAUCAGGUCAUGGAGACACAAGUUUUUUCUAUGGUUUUAUCAUUUGGUAGAUCAACUUUAUGUUGCUGUGGUCCUCUGUUUUAAAAACUCCGAAUGA
This is a messenger RNA of Prosopis cineraria, 2421 nucleotides long. Its product is annotated as receptor-like protein EIX1. NCBI's taxonomy places the organism in Eukaryota, Viridiplantae, Streptophyta, Magnoliopsida, Fabales, Fabaceae. Gene Ontology annotation, molecular function: protein binding. The record is from RefSeq and is a predicted model, not a curated record. The transcript has 3 exons. Bases 1 to 2421 code for a protein of 806 amino acids.